AAGUCCUAUCCUAUUGGCUGCUCGUGACGCGUGAACGCGCUCAACUGCGCACUGCAGACGUAGAGUCUGCCCGCCGUCCAUUUCCAUGUCGACGCGGCAAAAGUCCUUUUUUGACCAGGACCAGAAGCCAAAGCAAUAUCGAGGCCAAUGGAACCGCUCGCGCAACGGCGCCUUCCCCCACCAUCACAGUAAUCAGAACCCACCCGUGACGCGACAGAUAGUUACGGGUCCUCCCAUAAUGCCGUCAACUCAGACGCGUACCAAACUCAAGGCCUUUCAAUUCAUCGAAGGCGUGCCAUCUGUCGCCAAUGCCAAGGAACGCGAGGCUGAGAAAGAGAAUCUGCAUAGUGUGUCAGGAAAAGGGUCCAAGUCAAUGGGAACCCCAAAGGCGAGCAAGACUCCGAUAGACAUCGGAACUGGUAACAAGACUCCGAAAUUGCCCACUGUUGUAGACUGCCCGCCACCGUCAACACCGGCCACCACGAGACUACCGCUGGCGGAUCUUGUCGGUAACGUCGAUGAUUCCUCAAGACGUGUGCCGCCGCCCGUGGCCUCUCCAGAGGAGCAAUUAAUAUGGAGAGGCUCGCAAGCGGUAAACACUCCGUUGCCACGAAAGAACAAGAAGCGCGCUAGGAGUUCCUCACCCGUCGGCCCCUCCCAAGAAGAAUCCAGGCAAGACAUCACAACGCCCCAGGCCGAUCCAGCCAUGGAACUUUGGUCACGAUACACAAACAGCAAGGGAACUCCCACUGCCAAUAGAAGUGUAGCAUUUGCUCACCUUAUCAACGAGUCCUCACCAAGGUCUGCCGCUGCUGCAGGAAGCGUGAGUGGGCUUCGAAGAUGGGCCAGCUGUGGCGUUGAGUUUCCCGCAUCCAAUAGAAAGAAAAGGAGGACGCACGGUGUAUUUCAAGCCGAAAAGGAGAUUACCGAGGACGUGUUUGCUGAUGUUCCGAGUUCAGAUGGUAUCAUGCUUGGGCAGCCCACCAAGCCAAACAUUGCCAGCAUGGUAAAGCGGAUGCGAGAAUGCGUAUCAAAAUCAGAGUCUCGGUUGUCUUCACAAUUGCCAUCGAGUUCAUCACCGCUACCCCGGGCUGGUGAUCAUCAAGACUCAUCGUCCGGCUCUCCUGUGCAGCGGCGUCCUCGGGACCAAGAUGUGGUCACUUCAGAAAUUCUGCAACACGUAUCGACUUCACUGGGAGACAUUCUCGAUGAAGAUGACGAACAUGUGCAACACGAGGAACUUGCAAAUGCUAAGCAGACCAGACCUGCCCCACUCGAAGCAUCCCCGGAAUCAUCUGAUGAUUUUGGAGACGACGAUUUUGAUGCGGACUUGGUAGAAGCCUUGGAUGUCUCGACCCAGGAAGUUAGCCAGCUAACCCACUCUACCAACAAUAUCAACACAUCUCGCCACCCUGUAACCGCACCCCAACAACCACAGCCAGCUGCAGCAGCUCCCUCAAAGACUGGAAGCGACGACGAGUUUGGAAUGGAUGAUGAAGACGACUUUGCCGCUGACCUAGAGCAAGUGGCAUCACUGUAUGACACGAGGUCGAUGGAAUCCCUAACAGCUGAUCCAGCCCCAACAGCAGACAAGGUGCCAUCUGCGGCUACCAAAGAUACGGCAUCAACUACAGUCAUUAGUCUGAUAGACGACGAUGAUGAAUUCGAUGAAGAUAUUGAUGCUGACGAAUUUGCCGCUGCUGAAGUGGCUGCUACGCAAGCACCAGCAAAUACUAGUCAACAGGACAAUAGGGCCAUUCAGCGUUAUCUGGUGAAGAGGGUAGAUGAAAGCUCCUACACGACUGACCGUGGCUACCAGAUGCCCGAGAAAGUUCUCAUGGUUGAAGAAGAGAAGACGAAGCUGUUCAAAGCCAUCAUUCUGCGGCAAGCUUGGUUUGACACGCCUUGCACAGCUGGCUCAUUUGUACAUGUCAUAGGGGAGUUUACAAGUGGCGGACAGUGUGUUGUAGAUGAUCAUAACAAUAUGCUUAUCUUGCAUCCAGACCACUUGAUCUCAUCAACUGUUGUUGCAGAUUCGUUUGGCUGUCUUCGACGAGCAGUGCUUCAGGAUCGUGUAAAAGCAACGAGCAGAGCCAAUGCACCAAUGUUGUACGGCACGCUUCUGCACGAACUCUUCCAAGAAGCCAUGAAGGCGAACAAAUGGGAUACGACUUUUCUUUUGCAAACGAUUGAAAAACUCCUACCAAGCCACUUGGAGGCCAUACUAGAGAUCAACUCAACGUGCGAAGACGUCAAGGAGCACAUGAGUAGCAAGUUGCCUGAGCUGCAGGCUUGGGCCAAGAUCUUUGUCUGCGCGGAGCCCCAAGCUGAUGCCGUUGUUCGAGAGCGAAACGGGCGGCAGUGUACUAUGAGCAUCAACAAACUCCUCGACGUCGAGGAGCACGUUUGGUCUCCCAUGUACGGGUUAAAAGGCAAUAUCGAUGCUACUGUCCAAGUCACAAUGCGGGACGAUCAGGGCGAACGAACCCUGACCGUACCGUUUGAAGUAAAGACCGGGAAGAACUCGUCGAAUGCUGCUCAUGUUGCGCAAACCGCACUGUAUAACCUAUUGUUGUCUAAUCGAUACGAUGUUAAUAUUGCAUACGGCAUUUUGUAUUACCUUGAGACUUCCGACAUUAGCCGCAUUCCUGCUAUUCGUAACGACAUUAUUCAUAUGAUUAUCAAACGGAAUGAGUUGGCCUGCUAUGUUCGCGAUCGGAUCGAGCUUCCACCAGUGCUGAAGGAAGACUUCAAGUGCCAAAAGUGCUAUGCACAGGAGGCAUGCUUUCUUUAUCACGACCUCGUCGAAGAAGGCAAAGGCGAUAUGCUGAACAAAAAGGCAAAAGAGCGAUACGACGAACUAGUAGCGCCACUCCAAUCUUCCCAUCGAGAAUUCAUGAAGAAGUGGGACACACUCUUGACCAAAGAAGAGACGGACAUGAUGAAGUUUCGGCGAGAGCUCUGGACGAUGCUUAGUACAGAACGUGAAAAGUUGGGU
Bipolaris sorokiniana ND90Pr is the source of this 2998-nucleotide messenger RNA. RefSeq lists its product as uncharacterized. The record is from RefSeq and is a predicted model, not a curated record. The annotation marks the transcript as partial. Lineage: Eukaryota; Fungi; Ascomycota; Dothideomycetes; Pleosporales; Pleosporaceae. The transcript has 5 exons.